UCUUACAUCUUACAACGCUGCAAUCUCCUAAUUUCUCUCUCUCUCUCUCUCUCUCUCUCUCUUCCAAAUAUAUAUCUGCGUGUAUAUACAUAUAUACGAGUCUGCUCUGCAUGUUGAUUCCUACGAACAAACUUCUGAAGUUACGACUCAAGCCUUCUCAUGUACUGAAACAGUCUGUUUCCAUGCUCUCAUCAUUUUCUCUUCCUUUUCCACCCAACCAAACGGUAUCAUCAGCAUCCGUAGACGAUACCAUUUCUCGCAUAUCGCCUUUGAUAAACCAACCCAAUUGGGAACAAAGCAAUCCCCUAAAAUUACUGGUUUCUCACAUUCCUCCACACGCAGCUUCCAAUGUUAUUGCACAGUACAGUCACAACAUCGAGCUUGGGAUUCGGUUUUUUAGAUGGGUAUGCAAGCAAUCAACGCAUUGCUAUGAUUUAGAUAGUAGAAUUUAUCUAUUGAAGUUAAUGGUAUGUCGUGGUUUAUUUGUGAUUUCACAUAAAGCUAUGAUUUUUCUGAUCAGAGAGUGUAGUAAUGGCGAGGAUGAGAUUAUGAAGUUAAUGGAUGCGAUUGAGAACAUGCGGGAGAUUGGGUUUAGGCUUAAUUACCCUUGUUAUAGCUCUCUUUUGAUGUGUUUAGCUAAGUUGAGUAUGGGUUCUUCGGCAUUUUCGGUGUGUCGAAGAAUGGUAGAUGAUGGGUUUGUUCUUGGGGUUGUUGAUUACAAGUCUAUAAUUAAUGCCCUGUGCAAGAACGCAUUUGUUCAAGGAGCUGAGAUGGUUUUAUCAAGAGUUUUGAGAGUUGGAUUUGAUUUGGAUGUUCAUAUUUAUACCUCUUUGGUGUUGGGUAGUUGCAGGAAAGGUGAUCUGGUGGAGGCCUUCCGGGUGUUUGAUAUAAUGUCUGAAGAAGAUGGCUGUAACCCCAAUAGUGUUACAUACUCGAUACUGAUUCACGGUCUAUGUGAAACCGGUGGGAUUGAUGAAGCAUUUCGAUUGAAGGAAGAAAUGAGUAAAAAGGGUUGCCAACCAAGUACACGUACAUACACGGUCCUCAUCAAAGCCCUUUGUGACAUAGGAUUGACUGACAAGGCGUUAUGCUUGCUUGAUGAGAUGGCUAUGAAGGGAUGUAAACCAAAUGAUCACACUUACACUGUAUUGAUAGACAGGUUGUGUGGCGAAGGAAAGAUUGAGGAAGCUAAUGGGAUGUUCAGAAAGAUGUUAAAAGAUGGGUUGUUUCCUGGCACGGUAACUUACAAUGCAUUGAUCAAUGGUUAUUGCAAGGAUGGGAGGGUUGUCUCCGCUUUUGAGCUACUUAGUUCGAUGGAAAGGAGAAAUUGCAAGCCUAAUAUCCGCACCUACAAUGAGCUAAUGGAAGGGCUGUGUAGAGUAAAUAAACCUUUCAAAGCGAUGUUGCUAUUGAGAAGGGUUGUUGAUAAUGGCCUAUUGCCCAGCAGAGUAUCCUACAACGUUCUGAUUGAUGGGUUCUGCAGGGAAGGGCAACUUAGUAUGGCAUUCAACAUAAUGAAUUCAAUGGACACACUUGGCAUUGAACCUGAUUGUCUUACUUAUACCACAUUAAUUGAUGGGCUUUGCAAACAAGGGAGACCAGAACAAGCAAAUGGGGUCUUAGGUUUGUUGAUGAAGAAGGGAAUAUCACCUGAUGAAGUAGCAUUGACUGCUCUUAUUGAUGGGUAUUGCAGGAAUGGUGAAGCUGGAACUGCAUUUAUGCUUUUUGAGAGAAUGGUUGACCGUAGGCGUUUGAUGAGCCCGCAUAUUUUCAACUUAUUCCUUCAUGUUCUCAGCAAACAAAUUAGGGUGAACGAAACAAAUGCAAUGUUGGGGAAGAUGGUAAAGUAUGGUUUGGCUCCUUCUGUAGUGACUUACACAAUAUUAAUUGAUGGACUUUGCCGAGCAGGUAGUACUAGGCAUUCUUUAAACAUCUUAACACUUAUGAAACAAGUUGGUUGUCUCCCAAACGUUUACACUUACACUGUUGUCAUCUAUGGCCUUUGCCAACAAGGGAGAGUAGAUGAAGCAGGGGCUCUUCUCUUCAAGAUGUCUCUUUUAGGAUUGUCUCCAAACCACAUUACAUAUGCUAUAUUGGUAAAAGCACAUGUUAAAGCUGGUAGGUUGGAUUGUGCCUUUAAGAUUGUGAGGGCCAUGGUUAAAAGUGGUAGUCAACCAAACAGUCAUAUCUACUAUGCACUGCUUAUGGGGUUUGUCAUGUCAGGCAAAGCAACAAAUGAAGGAGCCAUAAGUUCUUUAGGUGGUUUAGGUGCUAAUUCCUCGCUUAUAAUGGAGAAUGAUGAUGAUUAUGUUUCCAAUCAUGUUUUCAGAGAAAUGGAUGUUGACAAUGCUUUUGAACUUCUAGAUAAGAUCAAGGAUUGCGUUGGUUCCACAGUGGAUUUGUAUAAUUUGUUAGUUAUGGGUUUGUGCAAAGUUGGAAGAAUGUCAGAAGCAGGUCAUCUUGUCCAAGAUAUGGUGAAAUGUGGUUUCUUUCCUGACAAAGCUGUCUCUUCUUUGAUCAUUCAGCACUUCUGCAAGGAGAAGAACUUUGAUUAUUGUCUCGAGUUCAUAAAACUAAUUUUCAAUAACGGUUUUAUUCCAUCUAUUUCAUCGUACUGUUCAGUGAUACUUGGCCUUCGCAAAGAAGGGAAGGUUCAAGAAGCCGAAAAACUGGUCUCUGAUCUCUUAAGAUAUGCUGAUGUUGAUGAGAAAGCUGCAGUAUCACCCUAUAUUGAGUUCUUAGUGAAGGAAGAUGAACCCUACGAAUUCCUUGAGGUUCUAAAACUUGUUGAGCAAAUGCAUCAGAAUGAGAGGCCAAUUAUUUAAUUUCUAAUCCCUUUUUUUGGGUAAGAAUCAAGCAGGCAACAUGAUGCAUCAGCCUUAGAUCAUUACCAAAUGUGGAUUAUUUAGUGAUGACAGCAUAGACAUCUUUAUGUCCAUAUUAAUCAUUUGAUGUGGAACUUGGGAGAUUGUUCAUGCCAAGAAGUUAUAUCUUCGCAGUAGGGCUGACAGUUGACUGGAAACAUGCAUGAUAGAUUCAUCAAGCAAAUUGAUGUUAUAAUUCUUUUAUCAAUUUUCCUUAAGGCAAUGUACCUUGACAUGCUGGGAGCUGAAGUAGCAUGCAACAAGCAAAACUUCAUCAAAGCUGAUAUAUCAAUUCUUGCUGGUUUAGUUUUUGGAGCUUUUGUUUGAGACAAUGCAAGAACAGCAACUGCUAGGCUUUCAAAGUGGUGCAGACCGAGAUACAAGCAUUUCGUCUAGGGCUAUCUCAUCAUAUCAAUCGAAAAGGCAUAGUCCUGAGGUACAAAAGAAUUGGACGCCUGCAUUGAAUGAAACCAUCUCUAUGGAAUCAGCUUGAAGUAAUGUUGCAUGGAGACCUGCUGGAGAGUCACAUAGAGCUAGCCGAGCACAGCGUUUAUGCGGCCGAGGGUAAAAGGUGGCAACAAGCUCGCCCAAGAUUCCAUCUUUGUGUUGCUGAGAGAGAGUGCAUUUCAGCCCAAGCUUGCAAGAAGCAGUGCUUGACGAGCAACAAGGCAAUAUGCUACUGCUGAAGGAGGGCAAGAUCUGUAUAUGAGAGUUUCGGCUUCUGAUUUAGGUAAAAUUCGUUGAAUUGGCCAUAAAAGGAACAAGCAAUGUGCUAAAUGCAUGUUUGAAGGCAAAAGUGAAGAAGGUGGUGGUGGUGUCAUCUGUUGCUGCUGUUAUGGUGAACCCUAAUUGUCCCACGGAUCAACCCAUGGAUGAAAAUUGUUGGAGCGACCCUGAAUUCUGCAAACAAUUGGAGAUUUUUCCUCUUCUGCUCUCCAGCCCUGUUCUUCUUCUUCCAUACCCUCGCUCCCGAAAUUGCUGCUCUCCAGGUAAGAUCACUCUUUUCAUUUUAUAUGGUGACUAUGUACUAGAUUUUAUUUGUUUAUAGAUUGUAUACAUUUUAUUUGGAUAUAAAUUGUAUAGAUUUUUUUAUAGAUUCUACAGAUUUUUUACAAAGAAUUUGGAUAUAGAUUGUAUAGAUUUUAUUUGGAUAUACAUCGUAUAGAUUUUUUUAUUUAUAUAUAGAUUUUUUACAAAGAAUCUGGAUUGUAUGCAUUUUUUAUAUAUAUUAUCUUUGUGAGUAUGUUUUUAUUUAGUUAGGUAAUGAUUUUAGUUUCCGCUUGAAAUUUCAGGAUUUUAUCUUUGUCAGUUUCCGCGAUACCUCUCUCUCUUUUUUAUUUUUAUUUGUGUUUGUGUUUGGCUAGGCAAAAGAAUAAUUUCUCCUAGGUUUCCUUUUCAUAAAUUUAAUUUUUUUUCUUUCCUUUUAAACAAAGCCCAAAGUAACUGAUAUGGGUUUGUAGAGUCGUACCUUAAGUUUGUGAGAUACAUGACCUGUGAAAUUUUGACAGUGCCAUAUGAAGCCCAAAGUAACUGAUAUGGGUUUGUAGAGUCGUACCUUAAGUUGGUGAGAUACACGACCUGUGAAAUUUUGAUAGUACCACAUGAAAUUGAUGUAUGUGGUGGUGACCAUUGUUUUUUACUGGGGUUAGAGAAAUAGACGUUUUGAUGCCCAUUUGUAAGGAAAAUGAGGAGUAGUGGUAGAUGGGGAAAAGAGAUGAGGGUAGUGAUGAAUCAUGGUAAGGGUAGCAAAUGAUUGUCAACACCAAAAUAAAGGGAAAAAGUUGUUAGACUGUUUAAAUGGCCCAUAGAAAUGAAUGGUUAGAAUUAAAAUAUCUAUUUCUCUACUCUCUCAAGCUCUGUAACGAUCUGCAAUCUAUCAAACAAUCUGAGCUCUCCAACACAGGUAUGUAAAUAUCUCUCUCUUUCCUCUCUCUCUCUCUCUCUCUCUUUCUCUCUCUCUCUCUCUGCUUAAUACUAAUUUUGUCGAUUUGAUGUUACUGGUUAGCAGAUUUGCACUUGUGAUUUGCUUCCAAUUAGGAAGAUUGUUUGAUAUCCUAUAUUCCCAAUUUAUCUAUCAAACGAUCUGAGCUCUCCAACACAGAUUUGGCCAGAGCAUUGGCUGCUCCAGAUACAGACCAUCCAAAUGGAACACCAGGCCAUAAGAAUUAUGGAUUGAGUGUUCUUCAGCAACAUGUGGCCUUUUGUGACAUGGACGACAAUGGAAUCAUUUACCCUUAGGAGACAUAUAUUGAGCACACUGAAGCUACCCAGUUCAUCUUCCCAAAAUCAUAAUGAGGGCAUAAUUUCUCAAACUAAGAUGACAAUGAUCCACUCUGGUACGUACCCUUUUCAAUUUUUUAAAUUUUUUUUUUAACAGUCAGUAGGAGGGGGAAGAGGCAAGGGGAAGUUGCAUCACGCAAUAGGUAAGACUCGAACCCAAACACCACCCCUGGCAAGGGAGCACCUCAUCUACUGGCCUAAUCCUUGGUCUUACUCUGGUACAUACUUCAUAGAGUCAAAUUUGAGAAAGUAAAGAGUCAGUAUUGUAACUUCAUUGUCACUGUGGCAUGAAAAGCUUUCUUUCCCUUCAAUAGUUUAGCAAACUCCUAAACAGCCUCACUAAGUUGGAACAAUUAGAAAUUCCGAUUCAUAGUCAAAUGUGAAGCAUGGCAUGAAUCUCUCGCUAUUACAAAUCCAGCAAUUUUGAGUUAAAAUUAGACUGUCUUUUUGGAGUUCUUUUUAAGAAUUCAGUGGUUCCUCUUGCACUGGAUAUUUUAUAUCACUGCUGCAAUUGGAUACACAAUAACGGCAUCUAUUAGUAUGGUGUGAGUAUAAUUUUAAUGGACU
Messenger RNA from Camellia sinensis, 5711 nucleotides. Lineage: Eukaryota; Viridiplantae; Streptophyta; Magnoliopsida; Ericales; Theaceae. The record is from RefSeq and is a predicted model, not a curated record.